Molecule: messenger RNA, 679 nt
Organism: Mizuhopecten yessoensis (Yesso scallop)
Lineage: Eukaryota; Metazoa; Mollusca; Bivalvia; Pectinida; Pectinidae
Product: HRAS-like suppressor 2
Exons: 5
Coding region: 116-679 (187 amino acids)
Biological process (GO): N-acylphosphatidylethanolamine metabolic process
Cellular component (GO): cytoplasm
Molecular function (GO): glycerophospholipid phospholipase A1 activity; A2-type glycerophospholipase activity
Source: RefSeq, a predicted model, not a curated record
UCCCUUAGUUAGGUUUAACCGUAUUGCACCAUGUUUAUCUGUGUUUAUUGUAUCUGACGUUUCAGUGUAUUUUUGUGAAGACUGCUGUCAUCUUUACAGACCAAAUAACGAACAGAUGGCACUUUCAUUCUACUACAACAAAAAGCACAAUGAAUGUGUUCUGGAGGAGCUGGAGGUCGGAGACAUGGUGGAGUUUCCGAAUAACAUUUAUUCUCACUGGGGAGUCUAUAUAGGUAAUGAAAACAUCGUCCAUCUGACGGGGGAUAAAGCGACCAAUGCAGGCGCCAAUGGAUCUUUUGUCAGUGGGUCAUUCUUCUCCGUUUCUGGCGUUCAGCUUGACAAAGCAUGUGUUAAGGUUGAACAUUUUUUGGAAGUUGCUGAAGGGUGUAUGGCAAAACGGAACAACGACAAAGACAACACUCUGAGGGCUAUUGGCAUUCGUCCACGCCCUCGCGACGAAAUCGUGAGGACAGCCUUGGCUUCGAGAGGUGAGGCAAAGUACAAUGUUUUAUGGAACAACUGCGAACAUUUCGCCUCCUACCUUCGAUACGGCGAAAAAUGGUCCGACCAGGCCAACCUCGCUGUCGGUACGAUUAUAGUAGGAGGAGCUGUUGUCGUUGGGGGCUUACUCAGGUCUCUCUUUCUACAUCUCUAUUAUUCUUUUCGGAAAAAAAAUUGA